AUGGCUGUAAUGGUUCAAGCACCAGGCCAAGAACGCGCUGUUCAACUGGCACGUGAGGCUGUCGAGCUGGUUGACGCAGGCCACCGCGAGGCGGCAUCACGAAAUCUUCGAGAAGCGCUUUCCAUCGCACCCGAACACCCAGAGGUAAAGGUGGCUUUCCUUAAAAUUCAACAAGAGGAUGAAAAUGGCCACCAGCUACUAGACCUUUGCCGCCGUUACACAAACAAGGAUGAGAGUGCUGGAAAGAAAGCUGCUGCUUAUCUUCGCACUGAUGGCUUGAAGCCCCCAGAGAAGGUCGCCUUGGAGGUUUUGCGGCUGCUACUGGCCAAACCCGCGGACGAUUUGUCCGAGGUACAGGACGACAUUAUAUCCGAGCUGGUACGCCAUAAUUCCAGUGUUCGACAGUACUUUUCCAAUGAGCUGCAAAACUCCGUGACGACCUUUUUCGAUGACAUGUAUGACCGAGGCGAUGGAGCCGCCAUAUGCCUGGACACCGUGGUGCUGGACCCUAGCGUUUGGCCCUCGGACAAGACCCGGGAACACUGCGAGAGUGAACUGUUUCAACUCUUCCUGGCUAAACUUAUGGAAUCUGGCCAUGAUUUGGAUGGGCGCUCGCUGAAAGGAAUCGCCAGACUGCUGGCAGUCGACGCGGCGUUGCUGAAGCACUUAGUUGAUGAUGAGAGUUUCGAGGUGAUUGUCAAGUCCCUUGAUAACCGACUGCCGCUGGAGCUACGGAGCCAGGCCACCCUGGCAAUCACCAAAUAUUUGGAGGUGGCGAAGGAGGCCGGCGAGAAGCAGUUUGCCGCCCUGAUCGCAAGCAGCCUUGCCAGCGGUCGUCUGGAUAAUAUCAUCAUCGCAUUUUCCGCUGUGGCUGCAAUAUUUCCUGUCGUGCCUACUGCAGCUGCCAAUGUUUUCUUGUCAGAUGAUUUUAUGAAGUCAUUGAUCCCACUGGUAUCUCGAGACGCCAGGCGCAAGAAGGUGGAGGUCGCUAUUCUGGAGCUGUUCAAUGCCGCGUGUAUUAAUCGUCCAUGCCGGGAGGUGAUCACCAAGAAUUUCUCGGAAUGGCUUUCUCACACCCUGACUAAUGGCAGUGACGAAGGCUCAGAGCUGGCUGCGGUCGUUUUGGCAAAAGUUCGAGCCUCGGAGACCAAAACGUCGGCCGAUAAUGAUAGAGUAGAGGAGGAGGACGGAGUCUUUCAAUUGGUGGAAAGAUUCAAGGGACUGAUGUCUGAGACCAAGACUGAAAAUAUUGCUCACGCUAUCGAGGGUUUGGCUUAUUCGUCCGUGAAGCCCUCUGUCAAAGAGCAACUGACCGAGGAUCUUUCCUUUCUGCGUGAUUUGAUCUCGGCGUUGAAGAAGCGUACUGUCGAUUCUUCGGUGCUUUAUGGUGGCUUGAUGAUCAUCAUAAAUCUUACUCAAUUCCUCCCCAACUUGUCUGAAGAGCAGAAAAAGAUGUCGCAACUGAAAAACUAUGCGGAUGCCUCCGCUGGUAAGGCUCGAGCCCCGCCCGACCCUCGUGAAGAGGACGAGUCAGUUCUUGCCCGCUGUGAUGCGUUAAUUGAUGCUGGUGUCAUGGCCCUCUUAACUGAAUGUGGCCGACUUGCCACGCCUGCCGUCCACGAUCUCAUAGCCAAAAUUCUAGUGGCGCUGACCCGAAGACAGAAGUCUCGAGGCGUUCUGGCACAGCAAGGCGCGAUCAAGCUUCUUCUUGUGCUAUCUGUUCCGAAACGAGAGAAUAAUCAGGCCACAGAGACUACAUAUAAUGCAUCGCACGCUCUAGCUCGGAUCCUGAUCUCUGUUGAUCCUUCGCAUGUGUUCUCACACUCUGGAUUUCCCCAAGUGACUUCCGCCGUGCGUCCUCUUUUGUCUCUCCUCACGCCUUCCGAGACGACUCCUUCUUUCUCAGCUGAUCAAUCUCGUGACCUGCUCCCCGUGUUCGAGAGCCUGCUUGCUCUGACCAAUCUCGCUUCAGUGGGAGACGAUCCUGCCAAUCUCAUUGUUCGAGAAGGCUGGUCCGCCGUGGAGGAACUGCUUCUGUCCAGCAACACUCGAGUGCAAAGAGCUGCAUGUGAACUCAUCUGCAACCUCGUAGCUUGUGAAUCGGGCUAUGCGAAAUUUGUGGAUGGCUCCAAGCGCGCUUCUCAGCGCGUCCACAUACUUCUGGCUUUUACCGACGCCGAAGACGCCCCGACUCGAAGUGCCGCUGGCGGAGCUCUUGCAAUGCUAACCGAAUUCCACCCCGCCGUUGCAUCGAUCCUGGAACACCCUCGUGCAGCGAAUCUGCUUCUGCGUCUAUGCCAAGAGGACAAUGAGGCUCUUGCGUGGCGCGGAGCUGUUUGUGUGCGCAACCUGACUUCGCUACCUAGUAUGGCAUCUGGUAACAUUGACAUCCGCGCUAGGGAAGCCGUCCGAGCUGCAGGUGGUGUCGACGUCUUGGUUGCGUGUCUCAAGAAAACCUCAAACACGGAAGUGCACAAGGCGUGUGUGGAGGCAUUGAAUUCACUGCUCAAAUCCCAAACCCGCGACGCUUGA
Messenger RNA from Penicillium taxi, 2532 nucleotides. RefSeq lists its product as uncharacterized. The record is from RefSeq and is a predicted model, not a curated record. Gene Ontology annotation, molecular function: protein binding. The coding region runs from base 1 to 2532 and encodes 843 amino acids. The transcript is spliced from 2 exons. NCBI's taxonomy places the organism in Eukaryota, Fungi, Ascomycota, Eurotiomycetes, Eurotiales, Aspergillaceae.